AUGUACCCAACCCCCAAUCCCCCCAACCAUACCACCCAUCUAACCCCCCAAGACCGCACGAAGCGCGUAAAGGACGCGCGAAACGAGGCGCAGAAGGAGAUCGAGGACUACAAGACCGAGAAGGAGAACGAGUACCAGAAAUUCGAGAAGGAGCACAGCUCGGGCAACCAGAAGGCCGAGGAGGACGCAAAGAAGGCGACCGACGUCAAGGUCAAGGAGAUUGACGACAUUGGCAAGAAGUCGGGCUCCAAGGUUGUGGACCAGUUGAUUACGGCUGUCACGAAUGCCAAGCCGGAGCCGCCGCGGAAGUAG
Molecule: messenger RNA, 312 nt
Organism: Parastagonospora nodorum SN15
Lineage: Eukaryota; Fungi; Ascomycota; Dothideomycetes; Pleosporales; Phaeosphaeriaceae
Exons: 2
Coding region: 1-312 (103 amino acids)
Biological process (GO): proton transmembrane transport
Cellular component (GO): vacuolar proton-transporting V-type ATPase complex
Molecular function (GO): proton-transporting ATPase activity, rotational mechanism
Source: RefSeq, a predicted model, not a curated record